Molecule: messenger RNA, 876 nt
Organism: Lycium ferocissimum
Lineage: Eukaryota; Viridiplantae; Streptophyta; Magnoliopsida; Solanales; Solanaceae
Exons: 3
Coding region: 299-724 (141 amino acids)
Molecular function (GO): zinc ion binding
Source: RefSeq, a predicted model, not a curated record
CCUGCCCCUACCGUCUAGUUAACUUUCAAAUAUACCCCUUGUUUGACGGAGGGGACACGUGAACCCCUCACAACGACUGACCCAUGUUUUUUAUUUUAUACCCAUUAAAACGGGUUGACCCACUACCCAAAUUAAUAUCCACCACAAAUUAAAACCCCACCCCAAAUUAAACCCCACCCACUGAUUAAAAGCCCCACCCCGUACACCCACUCGAUCUCUCCACCUCCGUAACUUCUUUUUCAUCUCUUUUUCUUCAUCUAAAAAACGCGACUUGCAAGCAUAAAAAGGGGUUUAGGACAUGUCGGAGGGUAGUAUUUCGUCUUCUAGGACUUGCCAUUGCGGGUUGGCUCCUCGACAGUUCACUUCAAAAACUCCUGCAAAUCCCGGAAGGAAAUUUCGCAAGUGUGCUAACCGUGAUAAAUCAUGCGGUUAUUGGAAGUGGGAUGAUGACGAUUUUUCCGAUGGUGCGGUUAUUGCAAUUAACCAACUACGGUUAGAAUUGGAAGCGGCAAAAGGAUCGAUCAAUGUUUUGAAUAUGACGUUGGAUCAAGUGAAGAUCGAAAGGGAUGGUUUGAAGGAGAAAGUGGAAGCUUGGGAGGCCAUGAAAAACUUUGAAGCUAAUAAAGCUAUGAAGUUGGAAGAGAAGGUGUUGAAGUUGAAGAUGGGUAUUAUAAUGUUAUGUGCGUUAAUUGUUGGAUUUGAAUUUGCGGCGAUGACAAAAUGAAGCUCAUUAUUGUGUUUGUAUUUUAGUUUGAAGGUAUAUUAAUAAUGUUUAGUGUGACUAAAUUGAAGUAUAGUUUUGAAUGUGAAAUGUGCAUCUUGGAUAGUGUUGAAUGAAACUCAUUGUUCGUUAAUAUCAAGUUACUCAUGCAUAUU